Molecule: messenger RNA, 4868 nt
Organism: Perognathus longimembris pacificus (Pacific pocket mouse)
Lineage: Eukaryota; Metazoa; Chordata; Mammalia; Rodentia; Heteromyidae
Gene: Tex14
Product: testis expressed 14, intercellular bridge forming factor
Exons: 32
Coding region: 247-4842 (1531 amino acids)
Biological process (GO): mitotic sister chromatid separation; intercellular bridge organization; mitotic spindle assembly checkpoint signaling
Cellular component (GO): kinetochore; midbody; intercellular bridge
Molecular function (GO): protein kinase activity; ATP binding; protein binding
Source: RefSeq, a predicted model, not a curated record
CAGCCAGGCAAAAAAGUAAAUUAACCUCCAGUAGAGACUGGAAGUGGAGUUGUGGCUCCAAGUAUUAGAGCAGCUAAUCUUGAGCAAAAAAGCUCAGAGACAGUGCCCAGGACCUGAAUUCAAGCCCUAGGACUGGCACAGAAAAAAAAAGAUGGACAGAAGGAAUCGUAAUUGGUCUAAUUUGGUUGAUCUAAAUUGCAUUUCUAGUUGAGUUACAAUACACAUGUUGUUCUCAUUUGAAACAGGAUGUCUCGGGCUGUUCAUCUUCCAGUCCCUUGUCCUGUUCAGCUUGGCACCUUCAGAAAUGACUCUUUGGAAGCGCAGCUUCAUGAAUAUAUCAAACAAGGAAAUUAUGUGAAAGUGAAGAAAAUUCUUAAGAAAGGACCUCAUAUUGAUACAGUUAAUUCCUUGGGCCAAACAGCACUUUUUGUUGCAGCAUUAUUGGGCCUUAAGAAAUUAGUUGAUAUGCUAGUGGAUCAUGGAUCAGAUCCAAAUCACCGCUGCUUUGAUGGAAGCACCCCUGUUCAUGCAGCAGCAUUUUCAGGGAACCAGUGGAUCCUCAGCAAACUGCUGGAUGCAGGGGGUGACCUGCGCCUUCACGAUGAGAAGGGUCGAGAUGUGCUGACCUGGGCCUUGGCAGCAGGAAAGGAUCGCAGCACCCCGAUGGUGGAGUUCAUGCAGCGCUGUACCUCCCACAUGCAGGCCAUUAUCCAGGGUUUCUCUUAUGACCUCCUGAAGAAGGUAGACUCCUCUCAGCGGCUCAUCUGUAGCCCACCUUGGUUUGGGGGCCUCAUACAGGGAAGCCCUAAUAGUUCCCCCAAACGACUUCUUAAACCUGGAGUUAUUUCUGCUCAAAAUAUCUACAGUUUUGGCUUUGGGAAGUUUUGUCACACAGGGGGGACACAGCUGGCUUACCUAGGAUCUCUUCCAAUAAUUGGAGAAAAAGAAGUGAUUCAAGCCGACGAUGAGCCCACCUUCUCUUUCUUCAGUGGCCCCUACAUGGUGAUGACCAACCUGAUAUGGAAUGGGAACAGAGUCACAGUAAAGGAGUUAAAUCUCACUCACUCUCACUGCAGCAGGCUGAGGCUGGCAGACUUGCUGAUUGCUGAGCAACAACAAAGCAGCAAGCUGAGACACCCUCAUUUAUUACAGCUGAUGGCUGUAUGCUUGUCCCAGGACCUGGAGAAGAUCCGCCUUGUAUAUGAGCGUGUCACCAUUGGCACACUGUUCAGUGUCCUACAUGAACGAAGGUCCCAGUUCCCAGUACUGCACAUGGAAGUGAUUGUGCACUUACUGCUCCAGAUUUCAGAGGCCCUGAGAUAUUUACAUUCCUGGGGCUUUGUCCACCGCUCUCUUAGCUCCUACGCCAUCCACGUAGUCUCCACAGGGGAAGCAAGGCUAACCAACCUGGAGUACAUGAUGGAAAGACAGAACAAUGGUGUGCUUAAGGACCUGACUCGAGUACCCCUUCCAACCCAGCUCUACAAUUGGGCUGCACCGGAAGUGAUCUUACAAAAGACAGCCACCAUCAAGUCUGAUAUCUACAGCUAUUCCAUGAUCAUACAAGAAAUUUUAACAGACAGCAUACCCUGGGAUGGCUUAGACGGCUCAACUAUUAAAGAAGCCAUAGUCUCGGGAAAUUAUUUAAAAGCUGACGUCAGGCUUCCAAAACCUUAUUAUGAUAUUGUUAAGUCAGGCAUCCAAGUCAAGCAGAAAGACCGGACUAUGAACCUUCAGGACAUCCGGUAUAUUCUGAAGAACGACUUAAAGGAGUUCAUUGGAGCCCAGAGGACUCCGCCAACUAAGAGUCCCAGGAUACAGAGAUAUGAACCCCAGCUUAAAGUCAACGAAUAUCUAGGACUAACUUCAGAACAUCAAAAAGAGGCCCCAGUCUUUGAAAUCAAGGAGCUAAAGGAGACAGGCAGACAGAGCCAUUCACCAAAGGAGUACUCUUCUCCCGCCGAGAAAAGAACACUAGCUCCUCAGUCUCCAGAUCCAAGUUUGGUAGCCCAAGAGCUUCCUCCUCCGCCUCCUCCUCCUCCUCCUCCACUUGUGCCCAAAGAGGCAAGGAGCCUCAGUGCAAGUCAAGAAAGUCUCUUCAGCUUCGAAAUCAAUGAAAUCUACUCAGGCUGUUUGAACUUGGGAGUUUACAAAGAGGAUGAGCACCCAGAAAUGGCUUCCUCUCUUGAGGAGAGAAGACCAAACCAGCCAGAUGAGUUACAGUCUCUGGAAGAAGAGUUGGAUAAGAUGGAGAAAGAACUGAAUACUUCUUGUGAUGAAGAUGACUACUUUUCAGACAUUGACACAGGCCUCUCCUUUGGGGACUGGGACUGGCAAAAUGAUGAUUCGUUUGGUUCACUCAACCAGUCUCAGCCAAUCAGAAAGGACAAGGGCAAAGUGAAUAGCAGGUCUAUGACUGAGGAUUAUAUCAGUAAAUGUGUGCUGAAUCUCACGAUAUCACAGACAUUGAUGCACCAGAAUGCUGAUAUGCUGAAGAAUAUCGAGCAGAAACUGGAUAAGCUUAAGUCGACAGUGAAGGAGCAGGAGUGUAGGUCUCUGUGGGAAACCUCAAAAAGAUUUGCAGAUGCCUACAAUUUCCCUCCAGCUGUGGGCCCUCCAUCUUUGAAUUAUAUUCCUCCUGUCAUGCAGCUGUUAUGGGGGCAGCAGUCAGAUGCCAGCAGCAAUUGCCCAACCCUAGCAACUUCUCUAAGAACAAUGAAAGACUUUCAAGGGGGCCAUCUUGGCAAAAGGCCAAAGAAAGGAAGUGGUUAUCACUGGAAACCUUUUGCCCAAGUCACUGAAGAAAACACUGGUGACCAGGCAGAGGCAGACUAUCAGCUGCCAACUCUGUGUAGCCCUGGAAAACAGAGCACGGGUGAACAACUUCAACAUGCUCAAGGAAGUAAGAACACUUUGGAAAGAAGCAGGAACCAAAAUAGUAGCCAAGAAAGGUCUAUGGAGUCCAGUACCAGAGCCAAAGUCACACAGCCCAAUAGUGAACUUUUCCCAAUGUCAAGUCAUGCACUCAGACCUCCUGGGUCAUCUAGCCCUGGCCAGGGCUCUUCCAGGAUUAAUGUGGAAUAUUUGUCCUCUGAAAUAUUCAAUGCAAAGUCAAGAAACAAUGAAGAUGAUGAAGUACACUUGAAAUGGAAAAUGGAGGUGAAAGAAAUGGCAGAAAAAGCAGCUGCAGGGCAGCUUCCAUUACUUCCUUGGCAUCCGCAGAGUAGUUUGACUUUAAAGAAUAAGUCUGAAAAUGAGCCUGAUUACCUGCUACGGCACCCUGUUAGUGGUGUUGAAAAUGAGGAUUGGCAGCAAAUUGUAGAGUAUCACAGCAAGAAUGAACCAGAAAGAAAUGUCAAGUUUAGCAAAAUAGACAACAGCGACUAUGACAGAGACAAGCGCGUCAGACAGUAUGGACCUCAAAGUUUCACCAAUAUCAGGCGCCCAUCUUCCAGAAAAUAUGAGCAGCUAGAACAUAGUGGAGCCUUUCAAGCAAGUUUCAGUACAUCUGUGGCCAUUGAGAAAUCUUCCAGUAAUCAAUCUGUGCAAUCAACUUGUUCGGCAGAAUCUUCUGAGGACCUAACAGAUGAGUUUUUAACUCCAGACCAUGAAUAUUUUUAUUCCUCUGCUGCUCAAGAAAAUUUAUUUUUACAGACUUCAAGUCCCAUAGAAGAUGACUUUGAAGGAAUACAAGGUACAUUUGCUCAACCUCAAGGCUAUGGCGAGGAAAAUGUAAAAAUUAAAAAAAUGGUUGCAAAGAACUCAGAGAUUUUUACUGGGUCUCAAUUCCAACCUAUACAAAGUACUAGAAGUGAACAAGAGACCUUAAAGGACCCACCAAAGGAACUGAAAGGGAAAGACAUAUCACUGACAGACAUUCAAGACCUGUCCAGCAUUUCCCGUGAACAGGAUGGCUCUUUCAAGGAAGCCUCAUGUAAAACACCCAAACUAAACCAUGGGCCUACUAGUGUGAGCACUCCACUCAGCCCAGAGUCAGUGUCUUCAGCUGCCAGUCGUUAUAAAGACUGCCUUGAAAUUAUCCCAUUUCAGGUUAAAACAGAGUCUACGUCUUUCUGUGCUAGUCAAGAAUCUGUUAGAACUUUGUCUGAUAAAUUUGUAACUGUGCGAGAGAGAGCAAAGUGCCUAGAUUCCCUUUUCACUUCUUCUGAAACUUAUUACCCUGCAAGACUGACUGAUCUGAAAAGAUUGUCUGCAUGUACUGUGGCUAACUCCUCUAGCAUGACUACAAUAACUGGCACAUCAACCCAUGCUACCCAGAGAAGAAGCCUCCCCAAAGAACUAGUGGAAGCCAUCUCACAGCAUCACAUUGAUGAGCUACCACCACCAUCUCAGGAGCUACUUGAUGAGAUUGAGCAACUGAAGCAGCAGCAGGCCUCAGCCACAGUGUCACAUGUGAACACAGCAUGUGAUCCAAGGGUCACUGAAAAUGAUCAAAAGCAUUUGGAGGAACAAGAAGCUGUCAGUAAUAAAGAAGAUAGCAGUUUGCUUUGGACCAAAGAAAAUCAGGACCUAGAAGAGGACACAGAGAGAGCUCACUCUACUCUCGACGAGGAGCUGGAAAGAUGGCUGCAGCCCCCCAAGGAGAGCACGGAGCUACAGGACCCGACUAAGGGCUCUACAAGGGAGACAGAAAACAAGGAUCAAGAAGCUGAUGAAAGGAAGAGAAAAUGGAAAGAGAACAUUAAUCCAGAAAGAAGGAAGUCAGAGAGCUUUUUAGGGACUUCUGAAGAUGAUGAACUAAAACCCUGUUUUUGGAAGCGACUAGGUUGGUCUGAACCAUCCAGGAUAAUCGUGUUGGAUCAGAGUGACUUGUCAGACUGAAUGGAACUGGACCAUAUUUGGAUCCA